Molecule: messenger RNA, 3147 nt
Organism: Trichophyton rubrum CBS 118892
Lineage: Eukaryota; Fungi; Ascomycota; Eurotiomycetes; Onygenales; Arthrodermataceae
Exons: 2
Coding region: 900-1928 (342 amino acids)
Biological process (GO): transmembrane transport; carbohydrate transport
Cellular component (GO): plasma membrane
Molecular function (GO): carbohydrate:proton symporter activity
Source: RefSeq, a predicted model, not a curated record
UUGGGCUCCAAAAUAAUUCCAUUGCCUGAAGUUUAUAACCUGUUUUACGUCCGGUUUUUUUUUUCACACAAGAUCGGGAAUUUUCACUCUUCUUUCUCCAUUGCUCGCUGGUGCUUUUGAGAGGACCAAAAAAUAUGGGCAAGAUGUUCAAGAGCAAGGCUCCUCCGUCAAAGGAGGCUGCAGGUGCUCCUCCUGCUGCUUCUGCAACUGAGGUAGAGAGGGCGAGCUACCCUGCUGGUAUGGUGACUACGCCGAUUCCUCGAUUAACAUGGCGAUCCGCGGUGAUGGGGGUUUUUGUGUCAAUGGGAGGGUUUCUCUUCGGCUAUGACACUGGACAGAUCUCAGGUAUUCUGGAGAUGGAAGAUUUCAAGAGACGAUUUGGCGAACCUGGUCGCAAGGACUACAUGUUCUCGAAUGUUCGUGCAGGAUUGAUUGUGGCGCUGGUAAGAAUACCCCCAUUCUCAUGGAUGCAUCCAUCGGAGCAAGGAUUGAUCUCCCUUGCUUCUCGUUCUUUCGGAGGCUAACCCUCAGUUUCAUGAUGACAGCUCUCGGUUGGAACGUUGAUAGGUGCCCUGAUAGCCGGUCCGUUGGCCGACAGGGUUGGACGGAAGUGGUCAAUAUCUUUCUGGUGCGGAGUCCUUUCGGCUGGUAUCAUUGUCCAAAUAACUUCGCAAGAACCAAAAUGGUACCAGGUAGCUAUUGGACGGUGGGUUACUGGUCUAGGAGUCGGGUCUCUCUCUCUACUUGUCCCCUUAUAUCAAGGAGAGAGUGCUCCUAGGCAUAUUCGCGGUGCUCUAGUCAGUACCUACCAACUCUUCAUCACACUCAGCAUUUUCAUUGCCAAUUGCAUCAACUACGGAACAGAAGCUCGUCCGGACUCUAGCUCUUGGCGAAUUCCGAUGGGAGUCACUUUCAUCUGGGCAGCUAUCUUAGGAUUCGGCAUAGUCUUCUUCCCCGACACACCCCGAUAUGACUAUCGACACAACCGAGUCGAAAAGGCCAAGCGAACAAUGAUGAAGCUCAACGGAGUUCCAGAGAACCACGAAAAGCUGCAUGAAGAGUUCAACGAAAUCAAACGUCAGCACGAAGAAGACCAACUUACCAAGGACCAACCGUGGUAUCAGAUAUUUUUUGCGCCCACUAUGCGCUCCAGAUUGCUUCUCGGAAUAACACUGCAAGCUUUCCAGCAGUUGACGGGUGCAAACUACUUCUUCUACUAUGGAACUUUUGUCUUCAGAGGUGCUGGCCUGAGCAACAGCUACGUCACCCAGAUGAUUCUAGGAGCUGUAAACUUCAUCGCUACCUUUAUCGGAUUAUACAACAUUGAGCAUUUCGGAAGACGCAAGUCUCUCAUUGGUGGAGCUCUCUGGAUGUUCGUCUGCUUCGUCAUAUAUGCUUCUGUCGGCCACUUCGUACUCAAUCACGAUGAGCCGGCAUUAACCCCUGGAGCUGGCAAAGUGAUGGUUGCUUUCUCAUGUCUAUUCAUUGUUGGAUUCGCAUGCACAUGGGGACCAAUGGUAUGGGCUAUCAUCGCCGAAUUAUACCCGUCUCGAUACCGUGCUACCGCAAUGGCAAUGGCAACAGCAUCGAACUGGCUGUGGAACUUCCUUUUGGCUUUCUUCACGCCCUUUAUUGUUGGUGACAUCGAUUUCUUGUACGGCUUUGUGUUCGCUGGCUGCCUGAUAAUUGCUGCCGCUCUCGUCUACUUUGGUGUCAUUGAAGGUGCAGGACGAACUCUCGAGGAAAUUGAUUUAAUGUACCAUUUGCAUGUCAAACCCUGGAAGAGCUCUAAAUACGUUAUUCCUCCUUCUUUCCAGAAGAAUGGAGAUUCCAAUGGAGGAAAUGGAACAUCUGCUCCCGCCUCACAGGGUCAACCUGUAGAGCUUGCUACCGCUUCUCAGGACCAACCUGCAGAGCUUGCUACAUAAGCCCCUUAUGAGCCAACUCCCUCGUUGAAUGAUAUCAUGUCGUUGAAUUCUCCAAAUCCUGUUUUACCCAUAGCAAGUUAAAUCACAUUAUACCGAACUGCUGGAUUUUGUGUAUAGCGUCUGGUUUCGCUUCUUGGUUGUAUAUAUACAGUUUAUUCCCAUGGGCCUAAAGUCAGAAUUUUUCUUGACUGUCAUAUCGUCAAUUUAUUCAUCUUUUCAUAAGCUUUUAUUUCAUACAAAAUCGCAACCCUGCCUCCAAGUUGCACAAAACUUUAUGCAGUAAUGCAGUCCAAAUAACCGAAUACUCUCUACAUACUGGAGAGCAUACCUCGGUUCCCUUUGCAUUGUAACUUGAGCCUCCAUGUCAGUGGAGACGUCUUAUAGCCUUGAAGCGGGUGAAAGGGCAUGGCGGCUGGGUUUUAACCCCAUUGGUGGAGGCCAACUAUCGUAAAAUCCCAGUGGCAGCGGCCAGGGGUGUUUUUUUCUAUGAACUGGGAAAACGGUGUGAUGAGCCUAGAGAAACACUUUAUGAACGGGACUUCUCUUUCUGUGCCUGUUCAUAUACCCAGUCGUUUAGACCAGCGCGGUUUCUAUUUUUCCCAAAUUAAGUUGGUUUCUGCCAUCACAUCAUGUUCUUGGGGAAAUGACAAACCUUGCGAUUUCAAUGGCAUAAAACUGCAUACGGACAACUAUAUGCACAACCGCAUGUCAGCCUUAAACAUUUCUUGCAUUAUCCCUGUAUAAUUUUCCCCCAUACCAUACAACGCGUCAGGGUUUUGCAUUGCUUACCGAAAAUAGUCUCUUUUUCUCCGUACUCAAAUUUCGGGUUUGCUCUCAAGAGAGUACCAAAGUUGUAAUCAGCAACUUUCUCUUCAUAUUGCUUCAUCCAGUUUCGCCAUUUUUCCUUGCCAGCCUUGCUCUUCAUUUCAUCCUCGUCAAUUGUCGCGGCAGGGUCGAAGUCAGGAAACUCGGUCUUGAAGCUCUCAUAUAUCUCAUCAUCCAACUUUGUGAGUCGAAGUUUUGAUCCGGGUGCUCGCUCGAGAAUGGCCCAGUAUGUUGACAUUUGCUGCACGGCUGUAGGCAAUAUAGGAGGUAAGUAAAGUGUUUACCUCGCAGGGUGCGAGAAGCAUGGAAGCCAAACCUUUAACCGCAAAUUGCUUUUCCAUCUGGAGAGUUUUUGUUAAUUUGCUUGCGCUGCAAUACUAGAAGCCGAAGUAAA